AGGCAGUGUGUUUUUUCACUUGUUUGAUUCAGUACAGAUGAUUUAGAUGUGUCUGUUAAAAAAAAAAUUCAGGGUUGAUCGCGUAAUUUAAGGAACAUGUCAUCGUCGCCGAGCACUACCCCUACUCACCGUCAUCCUCACCUCUCCACAGCCAUGUUGUUGGACAGAGCAUUGUCUGCCCGGCGCGGCUCCACUUUCAGCGACGACGAAGACGACGCCGCCACCGACGACGAAUCCAAGACCAAGAAACAUCAGCACUUCUUUUUCCACGCCACCAAUCGGGGUUCCCAUUGCCUCUCACGAAUCGGCUCUGGUGCUUACUGUGUCUGUGCCGUUGCGUCUCUUGUCGUCCUCUUCUUACUCUCCUCCUUCCUCUUUACUUCUCGAGGCUUCGUCUGCAUCUCAUCCUCCUAUAGCCCUGUGUCUCGUGCUGGCUUCUUCGGGUUUGACGGUCUUGAAUCCGAUUUUGGAGCCCUCGGCGUGCCCUGGUGCAGAACGAAACAUGGUAAAAUGGUGGAGUGGACGUCAAAAGAUCUGCUCAAGGGAUUGGAAGAAUUUGUUCCUAUAUAUGAAACCCGACCAAUAAAAAACAACAUGUAUGGGAUGGGUUUUGAUCACAGCUUUGGGCUUUGGUUCAUAGCUCAGUGGCUGAAGCCAGAUCUGAUGAUUGAGAGUGGUGCUUUUAAGGGACAUUCAACUUGGGUUUUGCGGCAGGCUAUGCCUGAUACACCAAUUAUCUCUAUAACACCAAGGCAUCCAGAGAAGUAUCUCAAAAAGGGGCCUGCUUAUGUUGAUGGGAACUGCACAUAUUACGCUGGCAAGGACUUUGUAGAUUUUGGAAAUAUUGACUGGUCAAAAGCAAUGAAGAAACAUGGAAUUAGCAACCUUAGUCGGGUUCUCAUAUUUUUUGAUGAUCAUCAGAAUGAAUUGAAAAGAAUUAAGCAAGCUCUAAAAGCUGGGUUUCGGCAUCUUGUUUUUGAGGAUAACUAUGACACUGGAACUGGAGACCAUUAUUCACUGAGGCAGAUAUGUGAUCAAUCCUAUAUAAGUGGAGGGGGGCACAGCUGCUAUAGGGAUAGCGAUGAAGCUAGGCUCAGGUCAAGAAGGAAGAAAUUCUGGGAGAAAGCUGUUGACAUUGAAGAACUUUGUGGACCAGGAGAUCAAUGGUGGGGAGUUAGAGGCUACAUGCGAGAUAACUUUAAUCAUAGUAAUAAGCCGAUUUCAUAUGCAGAACAUUUCGAGAACAGCAGGUUUGUGGAAUCAAUCCUUGAUGUUUACUGGGAACUCCCUCCAGUUGCUGGUCCUUCACUCACUCAUCAAACCAGAUAUGAUCCUGCCCGUGCAACGAGUCCUAUAAUUGAAGAUGGGCGCUAUGGUUUGUUUCAAAGACUUGGUUUGUCCAGACUCGACAAUAGUAUAUUUAAUGGGUACACUCAGAUGGUUUAUUUACAGAUAUCUGAAGAAUCUAGAUAAGUUUACGAGGAAAUUUUAUGAUGUAUUUUGUAUGAAUUGUUGCUUCAGCUGAUUAAGGCUUGAUAUGUAGUGUUUUCCCCCUA
Messenger RNA from Prosopis cineraria, 1556 nucleotides. RefSeq lists its product as uncharacterized. The record is from RefSeq and is a predicted model, not a curated record. The transcript is spliced from 4 exons. Bases 97 to 1473 code for a protein of 458 amino acids. NCBI's taxonomy places the organism in Eukaryota, Viridiplantae, Streptophyta, Magnoliopsida, Fabales, Fabaceae.